Messenger RNA from Leguminivora glycinivorella, 6204 nucleotides. RefSeq lists its product as uncharacterized. The record is from RefSeq and is a predicted model, not a curated record. NCBI's taxonomy places the organism in Eukaryota, Metazoa, Arthropoda, Insecta, Lepidoptera, Tortricidae. Gene Ontology annotation, biological process: mitotic spindle assembly checkpoint signaling; endoplasmic reticulum to Golgi vesicle-mediated transport. Gene Ontology annotation, cellular component: RZZ complex.
AGGCACUACUGUGUUUCAAGAUUAAUACAUUUUUUAAGCAAAAUGAGCUUAGUAAGUGCUGUGUUACAAGAAGUUGAUUCUACAAAAAUGAAGGAUUUUAAGAAAUAUAACGACGAAUUAACACCAAGGCUUAAAGAUCUUAUCGAACGUGUUGAAAUAUUAUCAUGGACAUUGCAGCAACAUUUCGUUGAUUCGUACCUCAACUACACCACAACGAAAAGCCUGGACCGAUUGAACUACAAGAAUAGAAAGGGAAACAUCAUCAAUGACUACGCUACUAUUACUGAAGAGUUAAAAUCGUUGCGAGUAAAGUUCGAUAUAACUGAUGAAGAGUUCAAUGAACGUUGUGAAAAGUUAAAUAAAUCUAUGGACGUUUUAAACGAGUUUUGUGUUGCAGCUGAAGGUAAGCGCGUCUUACAAGUUGCCGACCACGAUUUCAGGAGACAUGAUUACUGUGAAGCUAUGUUAGCCAUUAAAAAGCUUCAAAAUCAGAUUCAGCUACUAAAUUUUAAAGGUGACGCAGCUAAAGCCUUGUUGAACUUGAUAGCGCAAGCUGAAAACCAGUUGUCACUGUAUACUGCACAAUUAAGUGUGGAGUGGGAAGAUUUAUUCUCAUGGUCUGAGGUCAAAAGUCUCCAUUUCCUAACUUACUCUCUGUCUGUUCAACAGAGUGACCCUAUCAUGCUGCAGAAAGUUCUCAGGACUUUAUAUGUAACAAAAAGAUUAAAUGCAGAGUUAGGCCAGUUCUCCCAUUUCUUCCUAGAUCAACUUUUACACAAUGUGAUAAGACAUAACUGUGAGAUAUUUACUGAAGACCACAUAGGUGCUGUUUUCUUCAAUAUAAAAAUAGAUUUGGCUAACAAGGCUAAACCAAACUAUCAGACAAUAUUCAAUAACUUAACGGCCAUCUUUGAGUUCCUGCAAUCUACUCUGGGCUCUCAGUUGGAAGGGGAUCAAAACUUCAUUGAGAUUUUUGCAAAUUCAAUCAGACAAAAAUUCUUUAAUAAAAUAAUAGAUGACUGUAUCAGGAAUAACUUACCGUCCUGUAACAGUACUUAUGAGAACUAUACAAACCUUGUGGUUGAAUUAGAUGCCUUCAACAAGUUCCUCAUUGACUCCAGAUUUGUAGAAGCCUCAAAGUCCCCGCUGAACAAGUAUAUCGACGAUACAGAGUGCGUCCUCUACAAUAAGAAGUGUGACAAACUGCUGAAUGAUGUCCGGAGCUUGUUAAGCCAAAGUCUCUCGUACGGAACAGAGGUUGUUGGAAUGGAGGGGGUGAACGAAAAUGAGUCCAUGCUGGAAGUAACGAAAAAGACUGAAUAUACCUGGGAUUUGAACAAGCCGGUGUUUUUACCAAAGUGUGUAAUAUCACAGAAUGUGAAAAGAAUUUUGAGGAUGAUUUUAGAGCACUUAGAGGAGAGUAUUAAGUUGCCCGAGAAAUAUAGCACUCAGUUGGUGUCAUACAUCAAGGAUAUAACUGGGAUGUAUCAAAGCAUUGUGCCUAAGAAGUUUAAGAUUAAUUUGGAGUGCUGCCCUCUGGAUAUAGCUCUGUUCUUCAACAACUGCUUGUACCUAGCCCACGGGCUCCUCGGUCCCCCGUGGCGCACCAGCCUGCCCGGCCCGCUGGCCGACCACCUGACCAUGCUAGUCUGCAUCCAGGACCUGAGGGUGCUCGGAAUGGAGAAGAUCUCCCUGUAUUUGCAGCAACAGAAGAAUGUCAUUACUCAGAGCAUUGAGCCUAGUGAACUGUCACCCUGGUCCAAAACCACCUACGAGCAAUUCGACACAGCGGUGAACAACGCCAUAAUCCUGAUGAAAGACCUCAAAUGCAGCUGGCAUCACAUCCUGCCCACCCGGAUGUAUGAGUUGGCCAUGUGCACUCUGGUGCAAGCGUUCUGUCAGUCCGUUCUGCAGCGAAUCUUCGCGGACAGCAGGCCACUGCAGGAAGACUUGGUCUAUAUGUUAGCAGUGAGACUGCAGGACUCGGUUGAAGAUAUUACUGCACUUUUUGAGAAGCCAAUAGAACUGGACAAGAAAGUCAACGUCUGGACGAAGUUCACCAAAAUGCCGCAACUGCUUAAAGCGCAGCUCCUAGAGACCGCGGACGGGUGGAAGAACAAGGAACUAGCGCAGAGCUACACCUGCGAGGAAGUCCGCCAGAUCGUCAAGAUGAGGUUCCCGGAUAACAAGUACAGGCUCAACAUGCUCAAGGAAAUACACAUACUAUGCCAUAAUAAGUGCCUUAAGUUUAUUAAUUAUUUUAUGAAAAAGGUUUUCCAAAAAUGUACCGUAUGCAUAAGUAUUCACGACGAGGAACUAACACAGUUUACGUUUUCUUUCCAGACGGCAUUCCUGAUCAUAGCGUUAGUGAUCGUCGUCAAUGAAGGUGGCGCGACGGCACAAGAUGACAUCAUCACGGCGGACCAGGUCGCCGACGAGGUCAAGAACCGAGCGGUCACGAUAAUCGAGGGUCCCAAGUACGUAGUACCCCUCGACCAACCACACAUACCACCGGCCAACCAGACGCAGCCCGAGCAGCGGCCGCCCAGCAAGCCGCCUCAUCCCGCGCCAGACAAAAAGAAACAGAACCUCAUCGAGCAUCCACCCAGACCAUUCCAUCCCAUCCGGCUGAGCGGUCCGCCUCCGCGACAUGUCUAUAAAAAACCCCUGAACAUCAGACACUCCAACAACUUGUACAGAGUCAUUCCCCUCCACAGAAAUUACCACUAUACCAAGCAAACCACGCAUUCCACCCAACCGCUUGCCUUCGCUGCCUCCAGCGGCAGACCCGUGCGCGUUCCGGUACAACAAGUUCCCCCCAAGUUCAGUGUACCUAUCGAAACCAUAAACGGCAUACGCGCCGACGAAGUGAGGCCGCCGAAGGGCUACGAGCGCAACACCACGACCACCACCACCACUACCACGACCACGACCACCACCCAGAAACCUUUGAGGAACAAAAGGAUCUGGCCCAAAAACUACGAGAAAAACAUAUUUCACAGCAAAACAGCGGCCGUCGCGAGCAAUUUCACAACUAAAAAGGAACAAUUGAACAGCACAAGCACUAGCACAGACCUAGAAAUUGCAUCCGCGACUUACCACCGCUUUCAAUACACCACCACAAACAGAACGGCACGGCCGACCACGACGCUCGCCCCGCUCACGGUCACGCGCGGCGUCCGCCGGUUCACCAGGGUGCCCAACCACACCUCCACCACCGCCGCCUACGACACUAACUACACCAGAAUAGAACCCAACGACUGGGUGCCCAUAGUACCUUCGCAUUAUCCUAACAACAAACCCAAAUUUCACAAUAACAAUAAGCGCCGACCCGCCCGACCCAUCCGGCCGACAUCGAUAUCCAAGCGAUCCGAUAACGGCGACGUCGAAUUUACAAGUCCCGAGGAAAACUCGGAAAACCGUGAAGUCAGACCUGAAGAGACCAAUAAGCGCACAGUUUACCUUCAACCAUUCGGACUCGUUCCGGUGCCGCCGCAGGGUCAGGGCCUGGCCAGCGGGAGGAAAAAGAUGGUAUUCUUCCGCAAGCGGAAGCGGCCACUGAACAUGCAUGUCUUUCCUGGUUACAGCCCCAAGCCCGGCGGGCGCCCACACGUCCCCGCGUUUGCUCUGGGGGACCUGCACCCCGACGGCAGCGGCCAGCCGCGCGUCAUCACCAGGAUCAAGCACCACCACCACCACCACCAUCACCGAUACAUCAAAACCGUCGAGAAACCCGUCAAGGUCCCGUAUAAAGUCGAAGUGCCCAAACCUUACCCGGUCACGAUAGAGAAAAAAGUGCCCGUAGCCGUAGAAAAGAUCAAAAUUGUGGAGAAGCCCGUGCCGUAUCCGGUGCAAGUGGAGAAGAGAAUCCCGUACCCGGUUCAAGUGCAAGUGCCCCAUCCGGUUCCAUACAAAGUGAUCGAAAAGGAGUACGUUCCGAAACCGUACCCGGUAUAUCAUCAAGUCCCAGUAGUGAAAGAAGUGGAAGUAAAGGUUCCGGUUCCACAACCCGUGCCCGGUACGAUAGUAGAAAAAAGGGUACCGUACCCGGUGCAAGUCCAGGUCCCGGUACCGGUCUACCACCCCUACCCGGUGAACGUGACCGUCGAAAAGAAAGUGCCGUACCCGGUGCCGGUGCGAGUGCUCGUGCCCCAGCCGUACCCCGUCGAGACCCGAGUGCCCUACCCGGUGGAAGUGAAAGUGAGGGAGCCGAUCGAGGUAGUGAAGCACGUGCCGGUCAAGGUCCCGGUCCCGCAGCCGUACCCGGUCAAAGUGCCGGUCCCCGUGGCGGUGGAGAAGAAAGUUCCCUAUCCCGUGGAAGUGGAGAAGAAGGUGCCGGUACCUUAUAGAGUGAUAGUGCCUCAGAAGGUGGAAGUGGAGAAAAAGGUGCCGGUGUACGUGCCGCGGCCGUUCCCGGCGGAGAAGCCGGUGCCGGUUAAAGUGUCGUAUCCCGUCGAUGUUCCAGUGUACAGCCAGCCCUCUGCGUACCUGAGCCAGCUGAGCCAGCCGUUCCAUUACAGCUACAUCUCGGACGCGGGCUCCUACACCUCGUACAGCCCGUCGAUGACGGGCGCGGACGUGACGAGCACGCCACACCACACCGUCACCGUGCACGGGAACACCGGCUUCGCAGGGUUCCAGUCGCGAUCAGACAAGACUGAGACCACCUCGGCGGAGAGCUUCGAAUCUACCGAGACCGCGGCCGCGACCACCGCAACAACCAGACAGGACGAUGUGACCAGUGUUACUAGUGCGACCACCCACGCCACGACGCAAACUAGUUAAACAGAUAUGUAGUCAUUUUAAUUUAUCGAAUGAACUCUUAAAAAUUAAUUUAUUAUGUAAAACUUCCAAGAAAAUAACAAAUUCUGACCAGAAUUCAAGUGCCAAUAACGUUCGAGUUCUAAAACAAUGUUGAAAUUUAAAAAAAACAUAUUGUCACGUUAAAAAUGACACUGAAAACUUGUGCGCGUCAGAGGUUAGGUAGGUAAAUGCAUAAUAAGUGUGUGUCAUCUGUACUUGAUUGUUAGAGUUGACUGAUUACCGCGUUUCGUAUUAUACUAGGUCGCAACUAUAACUAAAACCGAGCGGAUCGAAUUGCAUACAAUCAAAAUGCAGCAACGUUCAAGGCGACAUUUUCAUAAAACCUAUAAAGUGAAACGCGUUCAAAUGCGAUCCUAAAGAGCCUAAUAUCUGUUAUAUUUCAACCUUAUGUUUAUAAAUGUUCGGACAAAUAAGAUCAAUUACAAUACAACACGUGUGUUGUUGAUUUUUGAACGUUUUAAACGCUUGGCUGAAAUGACCUUUGCCGAACCAAAUAUUCAACCAAAAAUAAUUGUUUUAAUGGUAUUUAAUUUAAGUUAUAAAAAUGUGUUGCGAGAUGUGAGUGUAAAUAAUAGCCUCUAUUAAUCAAAAUAAUACAUUUGUAAAGAUAUAAAGGAUACGAGUAUAGAAAAACCCAAUUGCACUAGUGUCCCGAUAGCAUCCGUCGUAUUUGUGAACUAAGAAUAGAAGGCAUGAGUUUUGUUACACUAGUGCUUUGGGACAUCUGUAUGUGUAAUUUGUAUUUCUUUAAAAACUGAUAGAUUAUAUAAAGCUAUCAAUAAUUUAGAAGUGAAAAUACGAAUCGACACAACGAAUUUCGGAAAUCGAACACGAGGAGCUGAAAAUUUGAGUACGCUUCUUAGUGAUUUGAACAAUUUAGAUACCCUUAAACCAUAAAAUAUUAACACUGGACUCUAUCAGGCUGGAAAUUACCGCGGAAAUCUUUAUUUUGGCCAACCUCAACCCACAACCCACUUUACAAUGUAGGUACAGAGAAAUAAGUGUCCAUUUUUCCUUCAGUUGCUACUAAAAUGUUCAGCUCCUGAGUUCAAUAGUUCCUUUACAGGUCAUAUUAUUGUAGUGUUUCUAUUAUGAAAAGGGGCAUGAACUAAACAUUGUACAAAAUAUGGAGACUAAUAAAAAAAUUACAAUUAAUAUACCGAUUGUCUCUGUAAAAGCUGGUAGAUUCGCGAUUGACGAACGGUAAUAAAGUAAACAAAUGAAGCAUAUAUUUGUUUACUUUAUUUUGAUUGAGGUUGAAAACAGCAAUGUUACAUCGCUUCCCGAUUGUACUAAACUCUUCAUGUUUCAUGCCGCUUUUUAUAAUUAGUAACAGUUUAGUUGUUAAUAAGUUAUUGUUGUGUGAGUGCGUGGUGUGCA